This is a messenger RNA of Lethenteron reissneri (Far Eastern brook lamprey), 4006 nucleotides long. Its product is annotated as histone-lysine N-methyltransferase PRDM9-like. Gene Ontology annotation, biological process: regulation of gene expression. Lineage: Eukaryota; Metazoa; Chordata; Hyperoartia; Petromyzontiformes; Petromyzontidae. Gene Ontology annotation, molecular function: protein binding; histone methyltransferase activity. Gene Ontology annotation, cellular component: nucleus. The record is from RefSeq and is a predicted model, not a curated record.
AUGGUUCUGCUUGAUACUAAAGCGGAAGCCCUGGAGUACGUGUGGAGCAUCUUGCAGGGCGUGGAGGAGGAGGAGCAGCAGGAGGAGGAGUUCAGGGGAUUUCAGCUGAGGGAGGUGCACAAGGCCAGGAUGGCGAUGUUCAGGCUGGAGCGCAGAGCCACCGCCUGCAAGGAGGCCCUGAGGGUGGCGCUCCAGAGGAUACGUGGAGGCUCCUCCGUGCCGCCGGCCUCCGCCCAGGCUGUGGCGGUGUCGCGCAGCGCUCGCUCUCGCUACGGCCUGCGCCCGCGCGAGAGGAAAGUCUACACAGAGGUGGAGGAGCCCCAGGACGACGACUUCUUCUUGCCACUGCUGCUGCUGCUGUUGCUACUGCGGUUCGCCCUCCUCCUGCUGCUGCUGCUGUGGCUCUCAGUCUGCGAGCUGUGCAGGGAUUUCUACCUGGGGGAGUGCUCCGUGCACGGCCCGCCAGAGUUCAUUGCAGACGCGGCCGUGGCCCCGGGAGUGGCCAACAGGGCCCGGCUCAGCCUGCCCCAGGGCCUCACCGUCGGCGCCUCCUCCAUCGCCGGCGCCGGCCUCGGGGUGUGGAGCAACAGGAAGAAGCUGCCCAAGGGGGUGAUUUUUGGGCCCUACCAGGGAGAGGUGUCUGAGGAGAACCCCGUGAGCGAGUACUGCUGGCUGAUUUACAAAAACAAAAAGGAUCGUGAAUAUGUUGAUGCUCAGGAUGAAUCUAAAUCAAACUGGAUGAGGUUCGUCAACUGCGCGAGGAAUGAGCAGGAGCAGAACCUGGUGGCCUUCCAGCACCGGGGGCAGAUUUACUACCGCACAUUCCGUGCCGUGGGGCCCGGCUCUGAGCUGCUGGUCUGGUACGGCGAGGAGUUCGCCCAGGAGCUGGGCAUCGCCUGCGAGGCCGGGCCCUCGCGACGCCGCAGCAGCAGCAGCAGCGAGAUGGCUCCUAGGGCCACCGCCAGAGACCUGCAGCCCGUGCAGCCUCCACCAAGCGAGGAACACCGUGGAGUGGGUGUGGAGGUCACAAGGCUGCCGUGUCCUGCCUGCAACCGUCAGUUCAUCUGCCGCUCGAGUCUACAGUAUCACGUGCAGAGCAGACACCCCACUAAGCCCAGUAACAAAAGUCAUCAGUGUGACCAAUGUCCAUACAGCACAGACUACAAGAGUACCUUGAAGAAGCACCAGAGAACACACACGGGAGAGAAGCCGUUCAAGUGCACCGUGUGUGAGAAGGCGUUUGCACGGCUAUCACAUCUUCACAGCCACCAGAGAACACACACGGGAGAGAAGCCGUUCAAGUGCACCGUGUGUGAGAAGGCAUUUGCACAUUUACAACAUCUUCACAGCCACCAGAGAACACACACGGGAGAGAAGCCGUUCAAGUGCACCGUGUGUGAGAAGGCAUUUGCACAUUUACAACAUCUUCACAGCCACCAGAGAACACACACGGGAGAGAAGCCGUUCAAGUGCACUGUGUGUGAGAAGGCGUUUGCACAGCUAUCAGAUCUUCACAGGCACCAGAGAACACACACGGGAGAAAAGCCGUUCAAGUGCACCGUGUGUGAGAAGGUGUUUGCAGACCCAUCCAGUCUUUGCCGGCACCAGAGAACACACACCGGCCAGAAUGCAUUUUCUCAUUCCCGUGGAAACAGAAAAGUCAGCCAUCCUGAGCAAAACGCGCACAGCGCCGAGCUGUGAAUUAGUUUUAAACAACAGGCCACGUGACUAGCCGAGGCUGUGCCACUCUUGAAACUGAUUUUGAAUGUGAACACGGAAACCUACGGACCCUCCUACACCUGCCUCACACUCUGUGGGGGGUGGGAGAUUAAACCGACCUGGCCACCCCUCGAUUGCAAGUGCGGAGUUCUAGGUCCCAACCACUGCACGUGUCCCCCCCCACCCCCAUCACCUGGGGGUCCCUGUGUGUGUGAGUGUGCAGAGUCCCCCGUGCAGAGCUGCACUGUUGUUACCCUAGAGGGGGACACCGCAGGGCGAUCCACCUACAGAUACCCCAGUCUGCACGUCUCCCGCCGGUCUCCAUGCGCACCGCGUGCCGUCUCGUAGCCCUGCCCCGUGCGACGUACGUACAGUACGUACAGUACGUACCCAUCCAGCGGUAGACUGAACCGCGGCCGAUGACGAAGGUGGCAUCCGCUCACAAAUCUCCGUGCACUCAGUCCCGUAGCCCUGAGCCAUCGCUUGCGCGAUAUUCACUUUGCCGCUGAGAGGAAAGCUACGGGGAGGAGGUGGGGGGGGGUGUUAAGAGAGGACAUCUGUGGAACGGCUGGAGAUCUGCGAAGAAGAGCUUCAUAGCUCAUCGGAUUCCUGCGGUCUGAAAAAAUAUUCCGAGAGGGCGUUGGGGGAGGGGGGUGUAGGUAUGAUUGGGGCAUCUGCACUUGGAUCACCCUGCGUGUUGUUGCUGCCUCCCCCGUUGAAAAUGUUCCCAGCGUGAACUUAACCCUUUGCCGUCGCGACGACGCCGCGCGCCGUGCGUGAACGUCGUCGUCGGAAUAACAAAACGCAGUAAAAACUAAAGCAACAUUAUCGGUACCGAGGCUCCCACAGGGCCACGCGGGGCAGGGAGUGUGGCACAGUUUUCGCGCCGGCUAGCGCAGAGUGGCGGCGGUCGUGUCGCUACGCUUCUCUGCGGUGAGCAACGACGUCUUCAUAACAACAACAGCAGUGCUGCUGCUGCUGCUGCCACUGCUGCGGUGAACGGUGACAGCCACCCCGUGACCUGUGACCCCCACCCCGUGAACGGUGACACCCACCCCGUGAACGGUGACACCCACCCCGUGAACGGUGACACCCCAUGGGUGGAAAAAACCCGAUUUUUCCAGCUGCAGGCAUCGGGUUUUUUCUUUAACACAAUUAAACCCGAUUUCGGGGAAUUAAAACCUGGUUUAAUGAAUACGAAACUCUGAUAGGCUUAGGCUGCUUCCUCGUCGGUGCUGCUAUGGUACUCGGGGCCGUCGGGCACGGGGUAGUCGUAGAAUGCGGCGGGCAGGUUGGUCUUAAUGAACACGAGCUUCUCCACAAUCGUGGGCGCCAGUGAGUUCCUUAGCUUGGAAUGGAUGAAGCCCAUCGUUGAGAAGUGCGGUUCUGCAAUUAGAACCAAUGAAACCGGAUUUCUCUCAAUCUUAGAUGAUCGGGUUUAAUAUAAAAAGACAAUUAAACCCGAUUGUAAAAAACCCGACUGUGCCACCCUUGUGACACCCACCCUGUGAACGGUGACACCCACCCCGUGAACGGUGACACCCACCGACCCUGCAACUCUGCAGACGUCUCGGACGCGGGAAAGGGUUGAGAGAUUUUCUGCGUCCCGGUUGCUCGCGUGAUGUCGCACGGUGGUGGCGCGCGUUGACUCUUGCACGUUUAAGAAAGUUGAGCGUUAGUUUGUGAUUCUGUUUAAAAUGAUAUAUAUACAUACUUAAACUAACAAACAUUAUCUUGGGAUUCUACCAAGUAAGGUCCAACUGGAUACGUAGUAGCUCUUUUAUCAGACGCGACCACCUGGCCAUCACAAAUGAAAGCUCAACGAAGUGGCUUAUCAUUGUGUGGACAUUUAUAGCGGCCAAAUACUCUGAUUGCGUGAUCUCGAUUCUAAAUGUCGAGGGAAAACCGGAGGACCUGGAGAAAAUCCACACGACCACGGGGAGAGAGAGAGAGAGACGCGCAAACUCAAAAUAUACAGCAGGCGUCAGGGUCGGAAUCAAACACACGAUCUCCUGUAUACCAGGAGAGGUAGUUAACAUCUCCACAUGUGUUCAGAGUAUUUGGCUGCUGUAAAUGUCACGUGAUAAGCCACUUCGGUGCGCUGCUGUCAUUUGUGAUAGCCAGGUCGCUACUACACAGCUCAGUGGGGGCCUUACCUGGAAAAGUAAAAUGAUUAAUAAAAAUCUACUGUAUUCUUGGUUCUUUUGGUAAAGUCACGUAGAAGGGAAAUAAUAAAAUAAUAAAAAUGUAAGAAUCAAAUUAACACGACGUUUCGAUUGCAACACAA